UCGCAUUCAGCUAGGUGCGCCGACUAGCUUUCAGACCCUGGAGAGGAAAGCAAGCUAACUAAUCAACCAGUGAAGGAUCGAGGAAUUGGGUUCGGCAACAAAUGCCUGCUCACUUCAGGUGGGGUGGAGGUGGAAGGCAAACUGUUUUGCGGCUUUGGUCCCCAACGCCAUUUCCCUCGACACCUUUCACAACACGUCGUUUCAUUUGCUUUCUUCGACCUACCUUUCGUGGUGUGUGGAGAGGAGGAUAGUGGAAGCAGCAGCAGCAGCGAUUUCGAGUCAGCAGGAUCUUGGUAUCACGAGGUACGUUCCCGUCGACGGAUCAGCACGAGCGCAGCGCAAUCGAACCGCGAUCCAGCCUUUUCCCUUCCCGUGAAAAGUUUUCGAAGCAGCCACUGUACCACCGAGAAGCUUUCUGCACGCGCGCUCACGACAAAACCUCCGCAGAAGAACAUAGAGUCUGACUCGUACAUUGUCAUAGUUGAAAAUUGGCAGUGAGGAUGUCGUCUCUUUCGCGCCGAGCAUGCUACAAGUGCGGCAACGUUGGACACUAUGCCGAGGUUUGCUCCAGCAGUGAGCGCCUGUGCUACAACUGCAAGCAGCCAGGCCAUGAGAGCAACAACUGCCCGCACCCAAGGACAACUGAGACGAAGCAGUGCUACCACUGUCAAGGACUCGGCCACGUCCAAGCCGACUGCCCAACUCUGCGGUUGAGCGGAGGCGCUCGUGGUGCCGGCAACUGCUACUCGUGCGGUCAGGCUGGCCAUCUCGCACGUAACUGCCCGACUCCCAACGCUGCUCCCGCUGCUCCACCUGCCGGUCGUGGUGCUGGUGGACCAGCUCGUGGCGGAUAUGGUGGCGGUUUCCGAGGUGGUUUUGCCGGUGCCAACCGUGCUGCGACUUGCUACAAGUGCGGUGGUCCAAACCACUUUGCUCGUGACUGCCAGGCCCACGCCAUGAAGUGCUAUGCUUGCGGCAAGCUUGGCCACAUUUCCCGUGACUGCACUGCGCCAAAUGGCGGUCCAUUGAACAGCGCUGGCAAGACUUGCUACCGCUGCGGCGAGGCUGGCCACAUCAGCCGCGACUGUCCAUCUGCUGAGCAAGUCAACGGUACUGCAGUAAAUGGCGAGGUCGCUCCAGAUGCUGCUGUGCAGCCUGAGCCAAUCGCUGCUCCUGUCGCGCCCACCCAGGUCGUGGCUUAGGACUUCACUUCAAAAAUACUGGUUGCGUUCCACCUGGCCAACGGUCAACGCGACCACCCACGAAAGCUUUUCUUCUGGCCAACACGAUUCUCAGUCUCUUAGUGAUUCAGCAAACCAGGAAAUCACCUCUACUCUCAAUCAAGCGUUCGAACGAUCUCACGACCAACGACACCAUUUCCAAAAGUAGUUUCCUUUACGACCAUUCACGACCCAGCAUAUACCUUAUACCCAGAAGCCGAGCAGAUUUCCAAGAUCAGGAAUCAGCGGAGCAAUCGACGCGAAUGAUGGCAAGACGCCGGUGAUGAAAGCCUUCGUCGAUGUUGCGGGAAGACGGGGGCACGGUAGUCGCAUUUUGUGGGAGGUAGGCAAGCAUUGAGAUGGGGGCCGGCAGCGGGCGGAGCGAGCGAAGUCUGGUGGAAUGUGGUUGUUGACGUGUGAGAGAGCUCGAUACAUGGACAAAUCAGUCGAUCACAUCCUCCCAGGUCCUGCAUGUCCGCGUUGUAUAUUGUCCCAUUCGUUCUCCUGAUUGACUCACAGGGCAAAGCAACCGAAGCGCAGUGAUUGUGAGGUUGACCUCUUGCAGUGAGGCUGCGUGCUUCUCUUGUGGCGGCUUGUCGGCUUUGCGGUAUGCGACUUCCUCGGACGGUUCCCACACAGACAGAGCAGGCACGACUUCAUCCCGGACGCGCACCUUCCACAACCACUGCGGCCAC
Molecule: messenger RNA, 1915 nt
Organism: Cercospora beticola
Lineage: Eukaryota; Fungi; Ascomycota; Dothideomycetes; Mycosphaerellales; Mycosphaerellaceae
Source: RefSeq, a predicted model, not a curated record